This is a messenger RNA of Gopherus flavomarginatus (Mexican gopher tortoise), 4533 nucleotides long. It is a transcript of the gene ZNF830, whose product is annotated as zinc finger protein 830. Gene Ontology annotation, cellular component: nucleus; spliceosomal complex. Gene Ontology annotation, biological process: mitotic DNA damage checkpoint signaling; mitotic DNA replication checkpoint signaling; nuclear DNA replication. Gene Ontology annotation, molecular function: nucleic acid binding; zinc ion binding. The record is from RefSeq and is a predicted model, not a curated record. NCBI's taxonomy places the organism in Eukaryota, Metazoa, Chordata, Testudines, Testudinidae. Bases 23 to 1093 code for a protein of 356 amino acids. The transcript is spliced from 10 exons.
GCUGAGGUAGUUCCGGGACAAGAUGGCGGCGGGGCCGAGUUCGGAGCGGAAGGUGGUGCAGCAGGACGAGCUGCGGCGGCUCAUGCGGGAGAAGCAGCGACAAAGCGCCGGGAAGAAGCGAAUCGAGGCGCCGUUCGCUAAAUAUAAUCGUUUAGGGCACUUAAGCUGUACGUUGUGCAACACUCAGAUUAAGGGUGAACUUUUGUGGCAAACACACAUACUAGGGAAACAACACAAAGAGAAAAUUGCAGAGUUAAAAGGUGCUAAAGAGACAGUGCCUGGGCCUACAAUUAGCAUAUCAUCAUCUCAUCCUACCAAAAGAAAAGUUUCUGACACAGAAAACCAAGAAGUAAAGAGAACAAAAGGUUUAAAUGACCAGCCACAGACUUCUGCGUCUGGGCUACCCACAGAUUUUUUUGAUAAAGCAGAGCGUGCAGAUACAAAAGCACUGCCUUCAAAGGGUCCAGGUCCCAGUUUACUGACAGGAGAUUAUGAGGAGGAAGAGGAAGAAGACAAUACUAGCAAAUCACCCAGUGUGCAAAAAAAUGAAAUUCCACCCACAGCUCAAGAAACAGUAGCUAAUGCUCUACCAGCAGAUUUCUUUGACAACAAAACGACAGCUGCGCCCAUAGUCUCUCAUUCAGGGUCUAUUCAGAAAGCAGAAGUUCAAGAAAAGGUAGUGGAAAGGAAAGAAAACACUGCAGAAGCUUUACCAGAGGGAUUCUUUGAUGAUCCUGAGGUGGACGCAAGGGUGCGGAAGGUUGAUGCUCCGAAGGAUCAGCUGGACAAAGAGUGGGACGAAUUUCAGAAAGCGAUGCGACAAGUCAACACGAUUUCAGAAGCAAUAGUGGCAGAAGAGGAUGAGGAGGGACGUUUGGAUCGUCAGAUUGGAGAAAUUGAUGAGCAGAUUGAAUGUUACCGCCGUGUUGAGCUGCUGCGUAACCGCCAGGAUGUAAUGAAAGAUAAAUUUAAGGAAGCCAUGAGAUUAAGAGCAACCCAGGAGAAAGAGAAUGAGGAUAUUGGUAGUGAAGAUGAAGGAGAAUUGCAGGAUUUGCUGUCCCAAGAUUGGAGAGUGAAAGGGGCUUUGUUGUAGCAUUUCAGUGGCAUAUCAGUAUUCUGUUGAUCUGUGGUAUUACUUUUUAUCAGAAGACAUUUUUGUUAAAAUAUUUAUUUUUAAGAAGGAUCUUGCAGAUACUAUUGAGGUUAACUGUAAAAAAUAUGUCCGUAUCUCUGUAGGUCUAAAAUGGAGUAUUUUGUGUAAAGGUUGUACAUUGUAAAUGUUUUACAAGUUUAAAUAUAACUUUCCUAUUAAAAUUAUUAUUUCCUACUAAAAUUAUUUUAAUGAGCAAGUAAUUUUAUAGUCAACAUAGACUUCUGGAAGUGUAACAUAUACUAAGUCAGUGCUUUGAGUUGUCCUGUGCUGUAGUUCAUACCAGCCAGUGUAUAGUGUCCUUUCAGAUAGGAAACUCAGCUUUAUCAACUACGUUUCAGAAGUUACUAGUAAAAUGUAGCGUGUUGGUCGUCCAAUGUUUUACUCUUUCAUAUGUAAAUGACCUAAGAAUCCAGAAAUAUUGAGCAACAGAUUGUGGAGAAGUUGUAAUACUCUGCUCUCCUGCCAUGCUACAGUGGGCAUGCAUGUUGCAGAAGACUGUGCUGGACUCAAAUCUGUUUUCGUUAAUGCAGUUACAGACUGGAACGUGUGAAAACUCUUGAGCAGAGGGUUGAAAUGGGUAUGCAACUUUGAGCACUGCACUGGAAACCUAGGUGGCGUUGGAAGAAUAACUUCAAAAUAAACCUAAUUUAUUUUAGUUGUAAAUAUUGGAAGCUUUCAAGGGAGCCUUGGAAUUCUGUUUUCUUUCUCUCAAGUGUGCAAAUGGGUAAAUAACAUUUUAAAGUUAAGAACCAGUGAACAGGACAAAAUUGAGGUAACAUAAAAGAGGAGCAAAAAAUGUACUGAGAUUCAAUAUGUACUGGCUAAAUUAGAGCCAGAUUCUAUUUUUUAAAAAUCAUAUGCUCUUUGAGCUUUGCAAGCCCCCAAAGCCCUCAGAUUUACUGAGCUAGCUGGAACUUCUGAAAAUCUGUAUGGAUUUUUCAGUUCAGUCCCAAGAAGUAGAGUUUUGGAAAGACAGCUUUAUUUUUUUUACCUCAGGUUUUGGAAAAGGUUUUGUUUGGAAAUGUAUUACAAGGUUGGUUUGGAGAGGAAGAAAAAAAAGGAAUAGAAUAAUCUUACCACAAAAUUAAUUCGUCAGUCUGGGUACAGGUUGUAUCUACUGAUCAUCAUAGUGUUUUAUUAAGGGAAAAGAUGUUAUUGCUCACUAAAAGUAGAUGUCACUUUUGUAGCAUCUGUCACAAUGAACAUUCUGUGUGAGAACUGUUGCCAGAUUCUCUUGACUCUACUUUACUUCUCCUACUUUACAUAUUCCAGCCAUGUGUUAUAACAAAGUUGUGAAAAGUAAAAUUGAUACAGUGCUUAACAGAACAAUAGAUCACUGUGUUCUGACCACACAUACUGGCCUGCAUGCUUGAUAUUUUUUGCUCAAUUUUGUAAUAAUUACAAAAAACAAGCACAACCAAUAAUUCUAAAAAAAUUUCAAGUAUAACUUUGCAACUAAUGAUAUCUGUCAUUGGUAAUAUCCAGAAAUUUGGCAAAAAUGGUUUCCAAGUGUCACUAACUUAUAAACAGAAACAUUCAAAAACUAGAACAACAAAUCUUGAACAGCGUGGCAAGUUACUGAUUUUAACUGGCAAAGAAUAAACAUGGCAGUAUAUUACUACUUUGAAUUUCAGUAUUACUGGAUGCGUAUCAUACUGCAAUGAGUGAAAUAGUGAGAGUAGCUCCCCUCUUGUUUAGGAAUGAAAGUUCCUGCUCGGAAAGAUGGAAGUAAUGAGAAUGGUGGUUUAAUGACUGGCAGUCUUGCUAUUUUCUGUAAAAUUUUUCUUCAUUUUCCAUAAAUUCUGGGAAGUGUGUGAUGUACAAUUUUCCCACUGCAUACUCUUUCCCCCAACCUCCCCACUAGUCCACCAAGGAGAGCUGCACAGCCUCUUAAUUCUGAUAUUAGAGAAGGUGGGUGAGAUAAUAUCUUUAAUUGAACCAACUUCUGUUUGGUGAGAGACAUAAGCUUUUGAGCUUACAAGGAGCUCUUCUUCAGAUCUGGAAAACUUAAUCAGUGUGUCAGUUAAAUAUAAGGUGGAACAGAUUGAGCAUAAAUAGUUAACAAGGAUUUCAAGGGACCAUUGAAAGGUGUAACUAUUUAUGCUUAACAAUCUACUCCACCUUAUAUUUAACUGUGGUACUCUGAUUAAGGCCUGGUCUGCACUCCAGUUAGGUUGACAUAAGCUGCCUUGCGCUGGCCUAACUCUAAGUGUUUACUACACUAAAAUGUAGCUCCCACUGAUGUAACUCUCCCACUACAUCAAUUUAGGCAUUUUCUACACUACUACGGUAAGUCAACCGAAGUUACGCUACUCCAGCUACGUUAUUAAUGUAGCUGAAGAUGACGUAGCUUAGGUCAACUUACUGCAGCGUACACUGUGCUGCAUCAACGAAAGACACUCUCCUGUCAACUUAAUCAUCUUCUUGUGGAGAACCAGAGUUGACAGGGAGUGCUCUGUGGUCGAUUUAGUGGGUCUGCACUAGACCUGCCAAAUCAACCCCUGCUGCAUCAAUCACAGCAGCAUUGAUCCCUGGUAAGUGUAGAUAUGGCAUCAAUAACUGCACCUCCACGAGAGGCAUAGAGUUUAGGUCAAUGUAGUUAGGUUUAUGCAGUGUCAGUGUAGUCAUUGCAUUGCUUACACUGACUGUUACUGCCUUUCAGAAGCUGUGCCACAACGUCCCACAGUGACAGUUAAAUUACUGCAAGGGCUCCUAAUGAGGAUGUGCACCGCCAACACAAGAAGAGUAGUGUGGACAUGCAAAAGUGAUUUAAUUACUGCAGUGGCUGUACUUCAACAUAAUUUAGGUUUACUUGCCGUCGUUUUGUAGUGUAGACUUUCCCUAAGUUCUCCAGACCUGAAGAAGAGCUCUGUGUAGCUCAAAAGCUUGUCUCUCUUACCAACAGAUGUUGUUCCAAUAAAAGAUAUUACCUCCUCUCUGUAAUAUCCUGGAACUGACAUAGGUACAACACUGCAUAUUUCUAAUAUGUUAAUACUUACCAGAAGGAGGCUGAAGCCAGCACACCAGUUUCUGGUUGUCUUGUGUUUAGAGAACCAGAAACUUUUGUAUGGCCUGUUUAGUUCCCUCAGUGGGAUCUAGUAUGUUUCCAAGGACUGAUUUGAUUAAGGGCCAGAUUUGUCAUUGGUCUUAACAUUCUGAUCAGAGAAAGUGGAACAGACAUGGCUGAUUUUAAGAACAGAGUGUAUAAAGAAACAUGAAUGUACACUUCAUUUUUAUAACAAAUUAUUUUGCAUGUCUAACUUUAUAAUUUUGUGGUCUUCAGUUUUGUUUUUGUGCAUGUUUGAAGAAUAUUUCUUUACUGUAUGUAUGAGGAAUUGGGAAGGGAACUGAACAUUAAAAACAGUACAGCUGGCAAAGUC